Molecule: messenger RNA, 637 nt
Organism: Thelazia callipaeda (thelaziosis nematode)
Lineage: Eukaryota; Metazoa; Nematoda; Chromadorea; Rhabditida; Thelaziidae
Source: the annotation of a GenBank genome assembly
UAACUUCUUUUGCUCAUGUGAAUAUAUCUGUCAACAUAACGUUGAAAGAUGUUUUAAAAAAAUUUCUACUAAUGAAAUUAUUCCACUGAUUAUUUUCUCACUUUGGUUCUUUGAUAAACUUUAUGCUGGCAAAUUUGAUUCCUCCUUGUUGAAAAACAUCCAAGCAGCAAAACACUUCAUUCUUGUACUAACACCAAACUCUCUUGAUAGGUUAUUUAAUGAUCACAACUGUGAGGACUGGAUUCAUAAAGAGUUGCGUUGUGCCUUUGAUCAUCACAAAAAUGUGAUCCCCAUUUUCGACCAACAUUUUGAUUUUCCUGCUGAUACUGAUCUUCCCACUGAUAUAAGGCACAUAACGCGGUACAAUGGCGUACGUUGGGUGCACGAUUAUCAAGAGGCUUGCAUGGAUAAAGUUGAACGCUUUAUCAAAGGUGAAUUGAAUGGAACACCAAGCAUUGGUCAGCAACAGACAUCGGCAGCAUCUUGCGCAGCUAACACUUCAUCACAGCAACGUAAGCCAUCUACUCGCUGGUCAGCUGUGAAAACAAGUCAGAAAUGCUCGGUGAAUAGGCAGACUCAAAACGAAAUGUCAAAUAACCAUUGUAUGGUAAUAUUUCUUCUCAGUGCAUUUACAUAA